UGUGGGGAAACUCUGUGGUACACGAGUACGUGUUCAAUCUGCGCGGUUACUGCGAGCAAGACAGCUGGAGAUCAUCUCAGCGGAAGUGGAAGGAUGUCGCAGAAGAAUAAGAAGAGAGUUUCAGCCAGCCAGAGUUCACAAGUAAAAGGAGCCAAGGUGCAGGAUGUAGAGAUGGACAGUGAUGAGGACGUUAGUCUGACACAGCCCAGCUCCACCCAGCUGCAGAGGAGCCUCGCUCGUCUCACCCCAGCGCAGGUGGACCGCAAGAUGGCCGAGGUUGUGCAAUUCAUUCUAAUUAAGGACCAGAAGAAAGUGCCAAUCAAACGAGCUGAUAUCGUGAAGCACGUGGUGAAGGAAUACAAGAACAUCUACAAUGAGAUAAUGAAGAGGGUCAGCAAAACCUUUGAGCAGGUGUUUGGUUUAAAACUGGUGGAGAUUGAUGUUAAACAUCACUGCUACAUCCUGAUUAACAAACUGGAACACGUGGAAGACGAUAAUCUGAGCUUAGGGGGCUCACCAAAGACGGGUCUUCUCCUGGUUAUUUUAGGUAUAAUCUUUAUGAGGGGUGGUGUGGUGAAGGAGUGUAACAUCUGGAGCACACUGAAGAAACUUCGAGUGGAGCCGGGAGAGAGGCAUGAAGACUUUGGAGAUGUCAGGAAGCUGGUAGUAGACGAGUUUGUCAGGCAAAAGUAUCUGGAGUACAUUCGCGUCCCGCACACGGACCCUGUCGAGUUUGAGUUCCGCUGGGGGCUGAGAGCAGAGAACGAGGUCUCCAAGAUGAAGGUGCUGGAGUUCUUUUCAAAGGUGCAGGACCAAGACCCCAAGAUCUGGGCAUCCCAGUACAAAGAAGCAGAACAAUCUGAGGCUGCGUCUGCACUGAGGUAACCCCAGAUACACAAUCAACAGGAAACUGGCCUGUUUGGAAUCGCACUGAUUUUAAGGGAAACUUUGUUUUAGGACACAUGGGCUACAACUGGAUGGCCUUUUGACUUUAUUUUGAUAAAAGCACUGCUUUUUAUUGAGGGGAGGUUAUUUUAAUUGUCAGCUUUGUAUGCAGCAGGGGUAGUCCAGUCCAUUACAUUACUUUGCAAGAAUUUCCUCCAGCCAAGUCACAGGCUAUUGAAUUGAUCUUCAGCAGGGUCAGCUCACUUCCUAAGGAACUGGUUGGAACAUAGUUCUGCAGCAUAAAGUUUAUACAAGUCACUUGGCUAAUUUCUGCUGCUGUGGUAGAAAACUUAAAAAACAUGUACAUAGAUUUAAUUAUUUUAACAUUACAUUUAAACCUCCCAAAAUACUUACACAAGAAAUAGCUGUGUUAGGGAAAGAAGCACAUUUAAAGGAAAAGGGUUUGAUUAAAGGGUUAUUCUACCUAGAAGCGACAGCCAGAAAUGAAAAAUGGAAGUUGUUUUACAUUUUUAAUGGAACGACCAUAGGGUGUAUUUGCAAAUACCUUAUUUAUUCCAAGUGUAUCGAAUCGUUUUCCCAAUGUUAAGGUCAUUUUCCCAUCUUUGCAUCCACUUAAGGCGAGCACCGUGUCUUAAACAAAGUCAUCUUUUUAAUAUUGAUCCCAUUUCGUACUAAACAACACACUCAAAUUACUGAAAGAUGACACUUCAAUUAAACCCAGAGGCACAUUAAAAUGUAGUGGAUACACAUAGAGUUUGAUGUGCAAGUUAAUUUCUGCAAAGAUGAUUCAGCUUCCAUAGUAAGUAUUUCAUUUUUGGCCGCCCCCUUGCAGGCAGAAAUCUCAUCUUGUAGCCCCUUGUCUUUUUUUUUUGUUUUGAGUUUUUACACGCAUAGAACUUUGUAAUGCAUUGUAGCCAUUGAAAUAAGACACAGCUGAAUAACCAGUUUGAAUUAAAUUUUAGUGGCACUCCUAGAUACUGAACUUGGCUUAUGGAUGUUCAAUAAAGUCAGGUUUCAUUAGGCUUUGCUUAUGGGAAGGACAAAAAC
Messenger RNA from Polyodon spathula (Mississippi paddlefish), 1953 nucleotides. It is a transcript of the gene ndnl2, whose product is annotated as necdin-like 2. Gene Ontology annotation, cellular component: nucleus. The record is from RefSeq and is a predicted model, not a curated record. The coding region runs from base 94 to 885 and encodes 263 amino acids. Lineage: Eukaryota; Metazoa; Chordata; Actinopteri; Acipenseriformes; Polyodontidae. The transcript is spliced from 11 exons.